This is a messenger RNA of Effrenium voratum, 1444 nucleotides long. Lineage: Eukaryota; Dinophyceae; Suessiales; Symbiodiniaceae. The record is from the annotation of a GenBank genome assembly.
UCCCAAACUCGCGCGUGCUGGUGCCAUGCAUCGACACAUGUCGUGAUGAGUCGCGUAUGCGAUGAACAAUUCCACAGAGGCCUUGGUGCAACUCUGGCACAUGUGCGUGAAAUCGCAGGGCAGCUGUCCAGGGGAAGUCCUUCAGUGGGAAACGCUGCAGAAGGUCAUGGGCGGGCUGCCAGCCUGCGAGGCUUUGCCUGGCGUGGAGGAGGCGUCCGAAGGUCCGAAGGUCCGAAGGUUUUGCAGCAGCACUUCGGGCAGAGCCUGCAGUACGUGAACUUCACGCUUUUUUGGCGUGGCAUGGAGGCGAUCCUGCAAAGCGCCGGGGUCUUCAACAAUGCCGGCCUGGACGCCGACGUGCUGCUGAUCAUCGCCAGCCUCCGCAGCUUCCGUGACGCGGUGCUCCAGGAGCUCCCGGGCAGCUUCGGGGGAUUGAGCCAGGGCGGCGCGGCCAAGUGCUCGGUGCGGGAGCUGCGGGUCUUCUACGAGCGCCUGCGGAAAGGAGCGGCCUCACCCGUCGUAGCCGAUUACUGGGCCCAGAAGCUCGACUACUUGCCCACGGACCCCCUGACACCAGUCACUGCGGAUCAGAUUGCCUUUGCCCUGCUGAAGUGGUUGGAGGAGUUGCUGGGCUGCGGUUCAGAGGAGGAGUCCUUCUUAGACGACGAGCCGGAGCAAGAGCACCCACCAGAGGUUGCGAGGGCCACCUUGCGCAGCCUUACGCUGCCUCCUGCACCAGAGGUUCCAGCAGAUGCUUCAGCUUGGGCCUGGCUGCAGCCCGAGCGAGCCGAGCCUCCGGAGGUGUGCAGCUUCCGGGAGCGGCUUCGGAGGGAGCUGCCCGCAGGAGUUGAUGAGCAUGCUCUGCUCCACUUCUACCGAGCUGCACGGGACGCGCUGGACGUGGACCUGCCAGGCAGCCCCUGCAGCCGCGUGCGACAGAGGAUGAGCCAGGCAUCGCUCCGCAGCGGAGUGGCCUUGCUGGAGAGGGCCGUCCUCGCGCAGGUGCGGCCGGCCUUUCGUCAGCUGCAGAGGGCUGGAUCGACGGGGCGGGAUCAGAACGCCGACGCCUCUGAGGUCAUCAUUGCGAACCUGGUGUGCAGCCAAGCCUUGGCGGCGCAGGUGCUUGAUCGGCGCGCCAACUUGGCCCCAAGGGCCUUUUACACGGCCUGGCUGCUUGAAAGGGCGCGCAGGCGAUGGCUAGUGAACAUCCUUACGAGUUGGCGUUCGAAGUCACCGCUGCCCAAGAAGGAGCAGAAGGAGCAGAAGGAGUCACCGGCUGGCCAAAGCACCAGGUGGCCUGAGACAGUUGCCCUGGAGGUGCCUACCCCCAGCCCCAGCCGGCGGUGGCGUGCGAGGUCGAAGACGCCGCCCGGCUUUGGAUGAGGAGCCGCGCAGCUGAGACUGGAAGGGCGAUGCUUUGCCUUGAGAUGGCGUUUGGGGGGGC